Messenger RNA from Enterospora canceri, 378 nucleotides. The record is from the annotation of a GenBank genome assembly. Lineage: Eukaryota; Fungi; Microsporidia; Enterocytozoonidae.
AUGAAGGAAUGCACGUAUUCGAAGUGUCCACAGGCAAAGAAGAGGAAGAAGUGGCUUGAUGGAUUCGUGAAACAAGUUCGGGGGAAAAUGAGACUCUUUGAUUCCAAUAAAAAGGUGAUUUAUGAAAGUGAGAAGUAUUUCAUAGAUAAAGAUGAUUCACUGAGAAUGAGCGUGUUUACGGUGGAAGUGGAUGACUACACGUUUAUGAGCAAGGAUUUGGUUGAAAGUGAAGUAACUGAAAGAGUGAGGGAGACACCUAAGGAGUUUCAGGUUGAAAAAGACGUAUUGAAAAUAGAAAAGAAGAUGAAAAAUGAGAAUAGGGGGAAGAUGAAUAUGGGGCGUAGCAAUGCAGAAAUAUUGGAAUUGAUUAGAAAAUAA